CCAAGAUCGAGCUGUCCAGUCUAGAUCUUUACCUGUCCAUCAGAAGUCACGAUGAAUAUCUUUUCCUUUGGAUGUGUUGCCACGGUUCUUCUCGCUGCUCUAGUUAAUGCAGGCGGUAGGGGAGGCGGACAUGGUGGCGGCAACGGAGGCGGCAAUUGGGGAAAAGGCGGGGGAUACCCAACAGGUUAUCCAGGAGGCAUGAGCGUUUAUCCCGGUAUGGGAGGCGACAUUUAUAAUGGCAUGGGAGUCAAUUCUUAUCCGGGUGGCAUGUGGGGACAAAGUGGAAUGGGUGGCAACUAUCCUUUUUACAGUGGAAUGGGCGGUGGAUACGGAGGAAUGGGCGGUGGACACGGUGGAAUGGGAGGUGGUUACGGUAUGAGACGAUACGGUAACAUGGGUGGCAAUUAUCCUAUUUACGGUGGAAUGGGCGGUGGUAACGGUGGAUACGGUGGAUACGGUGGAAUGGGCGGUGGUUAUGGCAGAUACGGUGGAAUGAACGGUGGAUACGGAGGAACGGGUGGAAUGGGCGGUGGUUAUGGCAGAUACGAUGGAAUGAACGGUGGAUACGGUGGAAUCGGUGGAAUGGGCGGUGGUUAUGGAGGAUACGGUGGAAUGGGUGGAAUGGGCGGUGGACAUGGUGGAAUAGGUGGAAUCAUCGGAAUUGGUGGUAUCGGUGGAACCCGUGGUAUGGGAGGCGGCAUUAGAAGCCGAUACCAACAUGGAACCAGUGGACAAAAGGGUAGACGGAGCUACUAACCUGUCGUGACGCUAAUACACAUAGACACGGCGGACAUACCAUACAUCCUGACUCUACUUCAAACAUAGAUAUAUCUCAUUGUAUCAAUUUAUGUCAAUAAAAAAAUAUUUAUUAUGAAAGAA
Molecule: messenger RNA, 879 nt
Organism: Mizuhopecten yessoensis (Yesso scallop)
Lineage: Eukaryota; Metazoa; Mollusca; Bivalvia; Pectinida; Pectinidae
Product: acanthoscurrin-2-like
Exons: 4
Coding region: 52-756 (234 amino acids)
Source: RefSeq, a predicted model, not a curated record